Molecule: messenger RNA, 3801 nt
Organism: Fundulus heteroclitus (mummichog)
Lineage: Eukaryota; Metazoa; Chordata; Actinopteri; Cyprinodontiformes; Fundulidae
Product: protocadherin beta-16-like
Exons: 2
Coding region: 531-2954 (807 amino acids)
Biological process (GO): homophilic cell-cell adhesion
Cellular component (GO): plasma membrane
Molecular function (GO): calcium ion binding
Source: RefSeq, a predicted model, not a curated record
GCUUAAAUCAGAGGCAACAAUGCUUUGGCUUGCCUCUAAUUAAAGUUCCAAUAAAAUUAAUAUCAAUUGUUCCCAGCAAAGGAGUUUGAGUUGAUAAAAUCCCCUUUGAAUAAUCUGGUGCCCGAUACCAUUUAAGGUGCAGGGUUUCAGUUUUGUAACAGCUUGAAGGUGUAUGUACAGUUUUGCAUAUACGGCUCCUGCUGGUUGCUGCAGAGUGUUUGGCUGCAGUGCACGAGUUUGCACUCGCAGGGCCGCUGUUGGCCCGUGCAGAUAUUUUCUUCCUCUUUUUAAUGCAUUGAACAGAGACAAAUCUACACAUAUAACCCAGAACCGCUCAACCAAAGGACCAGGGAUCAUAUCGCUGCCGUUCCUGCGUAUAUUUUGGUAUCGGGAAGCAGAUUGGGAAAUACAAAUAUAGCCUACUACAUUUUCUGCUGGAUUAUCUCUUUUUUGGGGAAACUUGGCGUUUUGGAAUAAAACGCCCUGUAUUUUUUAUUUUUAUUUUUUUUUAAGAGUGUGAGGAGGAUAUCAUGGUGGACCGAACAAUGAGAUGGCAAGUGCUGUUGUUUGUCUGGAUUUUUUCGCUCGGCUGUGCGGCAGGGCAGGCCACUUACUCGAUUCCAGAGGAAAUGUCAAAAGGCUCCCUUGUAGGAAACAUAGCGCAGGAUCUAGGGUUAGAUGUGAAAAGACUGAAGUCCGGUAAAGCGAGAAUAUAUACGGAAUAUAAAGCAGAGUACAUCGAGCUGGACGCAGACAGGGGAGUCCUGCGUGUGAAAGAAAGAAUCGACAGAGAGGCGCUGUGCGGGCAGACAACGCCUUGCGCUUUGCAUCAGCAAAUUACACUUGAAGAUCCGAUUGAAUUUUAUUCUGUUAACGUCGAAAUUAAUGACAUAAACGACAACGUGCCCACCUUUAAAAAAGAGGAGAUGAAAUUUAGGAUCAGCGAGUCGGCGGUGAUUGGGGCAAAAUUUGUAUUAGAGAGAGCGAUGGAUCUGGACGUGGGUGCGAAUGGGUUGCAGAGCUAUUCGCUUAAACCAACGGAUAAUUUUAUUUUAAAGCUUCACAAUCAGCAAGAUGGCAGCAAAAAGGUGGAGAUGGUUUUGCAAAAACAUCUCGACAGAGAGGCGCAGGAUCACAUCGCCUUAACUCUGACUGCCAGCGAUGGCGGUGAGCCUCAGCUGUCUGGAACAAUGCGAGUGGAGAUUUCAGUGUUAGACGCUAAUGACAAUGCCCCGGUUUUUACGCAGGAAACCUAUAAGGUUACGGUUAUGGAAACUGCUACCAGGGGUACUAUUUUGAGUACAGUCAGUGCAGAAGAUGCAGAUGAAGGCUCGAAUGGAAAAGUGGUGUAUUCAAUAACAAACACCUUGGACGACGUGCCGAAUUUAUUUCAAAUAGCGGAAGAAAGCGGCGUUGUCUCUUUAAUUGGAAACUUGGAUUAUGAAAAGACACAGCGGUAUGAAAUACAUGUACAAGCUAGUGAUGAUGGAGGACUAACAGAUUCGUGUAAGAUCAGUGUUGAAGUCACCGAUACAAAUGAUAAUGCACCUUCUAUAAAUAUCAUGUCUAAAACAAAAUCUGUAACAGAAAAUUCUCACCCAGGUACGGUGGUUACAAUAAUCAAUGUUCAAGAUGCUGACUCUGGAGAUAACGGGAAGGUGGAGUGUAGCAUUGGAGAGAACAUGCCGUUUUUGAUAAAAGCAACUUCCAAGAAAUUUUAUAGUUUAGUAACAGACAGUGAAUUAGACAGAGAGAUGGCCUCUGAAUAUAACAUCACAGUGACCUGCUCUGAUGAAGGAGUCCCCUCCCUCUCCAGCAGCAUCACUCUCACCUUGCAGAUCUCUGAUGUGAAUGACAACGCUCCUGUCUUUGAGAGGAGCUCCUAUGAGGCCUACAUUGUAGAAAACAACACACCAGGUCUUUCUAUAUUCACAGUGAAAGCGACAGAUGCUGACUGGAACCAGAAUGCCCGUGUUUCUUACAUACUGGAGGACUCCUCUGUUAACGGCGUACCAGUCUCCUCAUAUGUGUCCGUCAGUGCUGAUAGUGGAGUCAUCCAUGCAGUGCGCUCUUUUGACUACGAGCAGAUCAAAGAUUUCCAGUUCCGCAUCAAAGCGCAGGAUGGAGGCUCUCCUCCACUCAGCAGCAACGUGACUGUGAAAAUGCUGAUCCAGGACCAGAACGAUAACCCUCCUCAGGUUCUGUACCCGGUCCAGACUGGUGGCUCUGUGGUAGCUGAAAUGGUGCCUCGUUCAACAGAUGUGGGCUACCUGGUGACUAAAGUGGUGGCUGUAGAUGUGGACUCUGGACAGAACGCCUGGCUCUCCUAUAAACUGCAGAAAGCCACAGACAGGGCGCUGUUUGAAGUGGGCUCACAGAAUGGAGAAAUAAGAACAAUCCGUCAGGUGACUGAUAAAGAUGCUGUGAAACAGAGACUGACUGUGAUAGUGGAGGACAACGGGCAGCCCUCUCGUUCAGCUACAGUCAUUGUUAACGUGGCGGUGGCGGACAGCUUCCCUGAAGUGCUGUCCGAGUUCACUGACUUUCCUCACGAUAAGGAGUACAAUGACAACCUGACUUUUUACUUGGUCUUGGCUCUGGCUGUGGUCUCCUUCCUCUUCAUCACGUGUUUAGUGGUUAUUAUAUCAGUCAAGAUCUACAGAUGGAGACAGUCUCGCAUCCUGUAUCACUCCAACCUCCCCGUGAUUCCAUAUUAUCCUCCACGUUACUCAGACACUUUGGGAACAGGGACUCUGCCACACGUGUACAACUACGAGGUGUGCAGGACCACUGACUCCAGAAAGAGUGACAAUAAGUUUGGAGGAGCUGGUGGUCAGAACGUGUUGAUGAUGGACCCCAGUUCUACAGGAACCAUGCAGCGGAUACAGAGUGAGAAGAGCAUCCUGGAUGAACCUGACUCUCCUCUAGAGGUUAGAAUACUUCAGAUUUCAUAAAUGUACACAAUAUGAACAUCAACGGUUUCCACUACAGUCUAUGUAGAUACAACACUAUGGAUAGCAACUGAUUUUUCUUCCUUUAAUGCAUUUUAUUUUUGCAUGCUCCUUUAUUGAUAUGAUCAAUAAGCUUUUAAAUGUUUAUUUUAUUAUGUAUUUAGUAGAGGUUGUGCUGAUUCUCCUCUGGGGUGAGAUAUCAAUUUUAUUGAUUUAUUUGAAGCUAGUUAUUUAUUUAUAAGACGUCAUUGAUUUUGAAUACUCAAUGUUUCUCCUUCAUUAUGCUGGAUAUGAUUUUUCUUACGGAACCAAAAUGUGCGUGUGUAUCUUUUAGAUUUUUUGCUAUGAUGUAUAGAUUUACAAUGUAGUCAGCUAGAUUUUGAAAGAUAUAUCUGGUUGUGUCAGGUUUUGAGUUUUUGUCAGAUUCCUAGAUAAGAAACCAAAGAUGAUUUAAUUGUCCCAGUUGAUAAAAUAAAGUAGUGGGGUUCAUAAUAUUAUAAUUUCGGGCAGUGCUUUAAGUGAGGAAACAAAACAGGGCAGGUACUUACCUUUUUGCAUGCACAGGCAGAGGCUCCAGCCUAAACAAAUUCAUAGUUAUAGUAAUCAUAAUAAUGAAAUAUUUAAAAUCAAAUGUUUGAAGCACAUUAUUUUAUAUAAGCUAUAUAAAAAAAAAUUUGCUCACAAAAAAGAUGGACAUCUCUCUAGUCACUCCCCCAUCACCCCAAUAUGUAAUUGAGUUGUGAAAAAAGUUACCCAAACUACAGGUGAUAGCUACUCUAACAAAGUCACGAGUUGAACAAUGGAAAAAAGUUUGGCAACGGGAAUGAUUAAAAAAAAAUCUGCAAAAAUA